Maniola jurtina (meadow brown) is the source of this 2878-nucleotide messenger RNA. RefSeq names its product protein quiver (gene qvr). The coding region runs from base 634 to 1113 and encodes 159 amino acids. Gene Ontology annotation, biological process: regulation of synaptic transmission, cholinergic; positive regulation of voltage-gated potassium channel activity; sleep. The transcript is spliced from 6 exons. The record is from RefSeq and is a predicted model, not a curated record. Lineage: Eukaryota; Metazoa; Arthropoda; Insecta; Lepidoptera; Nymphalidae.
UCUCCACCGCGGCGUACGGAUCGGGUGAAAUCGUCCCAGAAAAUGGGACCCUACCAAAAUAUCCACCGAAAAUCAUUAUGAAACGUUAACUAUUAGUUCCAAACUAAAAAACUAUGUUAGUGGCGUUAUAACGGUCGGUGCGUACGUAGUUUUAGUUUUUAGCUAGUGGUCCUUGUUUCGUCGUAACUAAAAUGUAUGUGUUGGUAAGACUUUUGCUCGUGUUUAGCGAUAUUUAAAAAAAAACCCUAAAAUUAUUUUUUAUUUUACUCUGUAAUUUAAAUUUUUUUAAAUAGAAAAGGUCUUUUAAAGUGCGCGAACAUUUUGUGUUACAGUUUAAAAAUCGUGUUUAAAUAUAAGCGGUUAUAAAACAGUAAAGUAAUUAAAAUUACGUAAAGCAAUACAGGUAGUGUUUAAUAAAAAAAAAUGUCCUCUUUUUUGUUAAAUUGUAGUAAACAAUGCUUGUUUCGGACAGGUUCUGCUUAAAAUCAAUAAAUGUCUGCGCAUAGCAUUGCCGUACCUACGUUAUGAAGUCACGAAACCUAGUAAAUAUAUACGUCAACUCGUGAAGCGAUGGACCAGUCCAGCUGAAGCCGGGGCGCAGUUCACAUCACGGACGACCGGAAGAGACCCAAAAUGCGCUGGAUUUUUCCCGUUCCAGUUCUCCUCAUGUCCUGGUUCGGAGUGGAGCAAGUAAAAGGGAACUCGUGCAUCCGGACUGCAUUAUGGGCUCUAAGCCUCAGUCCGCUAGUUCGGGCGGAAUGCCAAACGCGCACGAUAUACUGCUACGAGUGUGACAGCUGGACGGACGCGCGCUGCAAGGACCCCUUCAACUACACCGCCCUGCCGCGCGACCAGCCGCCGCUGCAGACCUGCAACGGCUGCUGCGUCAAGAUGGUGCGCUACUCCAAAAGUCCGUACGAGGUAGUCCGUCGAACUUGCACCUCGCAACUCCAAAUAAACCUGUUCAUGGUCGACCACGUGUGCAUGAUGGAAAGUACAGGCACGGGUCACAUGUGUUUCUGUGAGGAGGACAUGUGCAACCGCGCAUCGACUGUCGACAUCACGCUGGCGAUCACAACACUAGCGUUGCUCGCAUGUGCAUGCUGCAGGUGAAGUAGGACGCUAGUGACGGCUGAGCGUCGAUCGGUUUUAUCGAUUGGUCGGUUUUGUCAAUCGGUUAUCAUUAAAUGAUAUUGGGAGUAUCGGUAAAUUAUCGGUACCGUUGAAAAGUUCUAAUGUCGCCAAUCAGUUACCGUUAAAUGGGUGAUAUGAGAUAUCCAUUGGGUGGGUUUGAUUGUAGUUAGCGAUUGGUAUCGGUUGAUGUCGAUAGGAUUAGAAAUGGUUAUCAAAAUAGUUUCAGUUUUGAUAAAAUUUUGAUGACUAUCAGUUUUAUCGAUUAGUCGGGUUUAUCAAUCGUUUAUCGUUGAAUGGUAUUGGAAGUAACUAUUGAUAAAUUAUCGAUACAGUUGAAAAUGUAGUUCUAACGGUGCUGUCAAUCGGUCAACGUUAAUUGGAUGAUAUCCAUUGGGUGGGUUUGAUUGUAGUUAGCGAUUGGUAUUGGUUGAUAUUGAUAGAAUUAGUAUAGUUACCAAAAUUGUAUCCGUUUUGAUAACUUGGUGGUUCGUGAUCGUUUUGUAUUUCUAUGAUUUGGAUAAAAAUUAUUCAAUGUUUAUAGAAAUUCGCAAUCGAUAUCAUCCUUUCAAUAUUCGCAAGCGACAACGAUGUUACGAAAUAUUCCUUUUAACAAAAUUUCCAAUCGACAGACCUCGCACAGCACGAAUUCGAUAAAUUCAGUUGUAAAACUUUGGUAUCGUAUCGAUAUAUUUUUGAAUUGCGUCCGUUUUUUAUAACGUUACGCACGCAUGGCCAGUGUCGGGCACGAAUCAAAAUAUCGAUACGGUCGAUCGACGGACUCAGCGCAGCCCUAGUAUUAAUUAAAUUUUUCGUCCAAUCGUAGUUUGUAGACAUAGUUUUCGAAGGUGCUUAGUUUUCACAGAGCAUUUUGAAAUAAUAUGAAAAAAUAGACAAAAAAAAUACUCUUACUAAUAUUUUUUCAUUCACAUUCCAUUUUCUUAAAUUACUUACUUAAUUUUUGUAUGACAACCUUUUCAUCGCUUAUCAUAAAGAAAAUAUGAAAUAAAUUCAAAUUGUAUAUUAAAUAAGCUGAUAUUUUGAUAGUAUGACUCAAUUGCAUUUUUUUAAAUAAGUAUUAUAAUUUUCCACCUAGUUAGCUAUAUUGAAUUGGCUACUAAUAAAUCUAGGCGCGCGACCAAUUUUAUGAAGUUUCGUUUUCUUUAACGAUUUUUUCAAAUUUACAAUACUUUUGUAGGUAUCGAAGUCUUCGCGUGAUUUUAUAUUUUACACCUUUGCGUCUUUCUCAAAUCUAACGAAUAAAAAAACAACUAGUGUGAAAACUAAACGCUUAUAUUUUUUUUCGACAAAGACAUUUUCGCUAUACUAAAGUAUUUUUAAGGGAAUCGACGAUAAAUUAGUAAGUUACAAAUAAAUAGUUAGCUCUCCAAUAUUCAAAUGACAAUUUCUAGCGUGUAAAUAAUGCUCGGGCCUCGGUCACAUAGUGAUGGGACUGAUUAUAUCGAUAACAUUCGUCUCGAUAUGGAUCCUGAUUCUCUAUGGCAUUGAAAUCGUAGGAAAUCGUAUCUUAUACAUUUUGUGACGUCACAUUUGAUUCCUCUUCAUACAAUCUGUCAAAUUUGACGUAAUGUGUGUGUUGUAAUUUCAACGUCAUAGCGCGUAAGGAUUCAGCCGUUCUAGAACCAAACUCGGGAUAAUGAGAAUGCAAUCAUUAUAACUUUUGCUAUUGGCUGAAUUCACUGUACCUACUCUUGCUAGUUCCAUAUAAGCUGCACCAAAAAAUAGA